Molecule: messenger RNA, 3677 nt
Organism: Biomphalaria glabrata
Lineage: Eukaryota; Metazoa; Mollusca; Gastropoda; Planorbidae
Exons: 4
Coding region: 800-2473 (557 amino acids)
Biological process (GO): neuropeptide signaling pathway
Cellular component (GO): membrane
Molecular function (GO): neuropeptide receptor activity
Source: RefSeq, a predicted model, not a curated record
UACUGGUGAUAUAACAAUACAUCCAGACGUCAUGUUUUUGUUUGCCUAGAGCAUGAAAUUCUAAGUUUCGAAUUUACUUUCACCGGAAGUAUACACCAAAUUUCUAUAUUUUUUCUUUUACGACUUUCAUGUACACGACCCAAUGCCAACACAUGAGUCUACAAGCGUGCAUUCGUCUGGUCAAGUCUCAGGGAUCUAAGAAGCAAAACCUUCUCGUGACGCCUCAGAUUACUCCGCUUUAAAACUACGGAAGUUGGACGGGACUACUUUUAGCGCCGCAUCCCUAAUUUGAAAUCCCUCUUCAAGUCUUUUGAGCUUGCGCGCAGCAUUGUAAACUCCAGAGAAAAGAUUUCCUUUGCAGAAUUAUUUAUUACAGAUAAAAGAAGAAUUUAAUAAAUAUUUAUAAAUCAUUUUUUAUAUAGACGAUAGUUACAGCUCUCGAAUAGUCUGGAAGGUUGUUGUUGUUUUUUUCGCACGGAUUAUAUUUUAUUAAAAUCUUGUAUUAGUGAAUUCUGUAAAUUGCCUUUAAAUUGAAUUUACUUGCAUAUUGUGAGAUUUUAUAUUAAUUUCUGUUUUCGUUCACUGCUGGUUGUUAGGGAUUUAGUUGCGAAACCUGUUGGUAAACAAGGUAUCAAAAUUAAACUGUUAUACUUAAUAUUUUCCGUAGGGAAAGACAGAAACCGUUAGAAAAAUGCUCAAGGUUAACUCGAUAAGUUGUAACAAUAUUCUAGAGGAACGAAGACUUUUGAGAGCAUCUAUGUGAUUCGUUUGUGUAACUGCUUUUCUUGUCAGACUUGACAUGUCCAUACUGGACGCCAUGACCACCACGGUUUCCGCCUUUGUGGACAAGCUGGUCUACGUGAUUGACAAGGACAACCACAGCAGGUCAAUCGGCAGCCACGCCGACGGCAGCCACGUUCACUACUUGACCAGCCAACCGGACAUGUCAGCUGUGACGCCGUCGCCGGAUCUCGCGGCGACCGAGAACCCGGACAUGACUCCGGGGCAGCUGAAGGCGGUGACCGUGAUGGUGAUCAGCUUCAGCAUCUUCGGUUGCCUGGGCAACGGCCUGGUACUGUACGUGUUCUCCAAGAAGAACGACAAAGUCUCCUCCACGAUCUUCAUCCUAGCCCUGGCCUGGACCGACUUCUUCGUCUGCCUUAUCUUCAUGCCGUUUACCGCGACCUACUUAAAUCUGGACAGCGUGGUGCAUUUCGAAUUCUUCUGCAAGCUCUUCAACUUCCUCAACACGAGUAAUGUGCCCUUGUCUGCUUUCCUGAUGGUCGCCAUUGCAGUGGACAGAUACUUUAGUAUUUGCCAUCCGUUUCUCCACAUCAUGACUCCCAGGCGAGCGAAAGCCACCAUCUUAUGCCUUGUGGUGUUCGCGUUUUCAUUGGGCUCCAUAACCUCGUGUCUGUUUGGGAUUCAUUCUUAUAAUGAAACACUGACGCAGUACAACGCCCACAAUUGCAACAGUAGCUUCGCCUCCCCGAGAUUACUAUACAGUGACACGGGAGAUAAUCUUCCAUGGAAUAAUUUCACAGUUACUUCCCCUGGUCCUGAUACCUUGGCCCUGUGUGAGGAACUGCGCAUCAGUUUGUCAAAACGAGACGGAGCGUGUUUAGAAAAGUACCAGAUCCUGUCGUUGGGUUUUAUGGAAACUUACCAAAAAAUUUAUAUUUCGUUUUACAUCAUUUCUCUUCUAUCAGUAUUCACAUUGUAUUUCUUUAUCUACCGGUCAGUGGUCAAGCGCAGGGCCUGGCGGAGAAAGCAGAAGUCGUGGUCCCACUCCCCGAUGACCAUGACAGCGGCUUCCACCAUGCCGGCCACCGCAGAGAAUCGUGUCACGCAGCUGACCUACGGGGCCGAGGGCCAAACCUUGGAGCUGUCCCCGAAGCACCCGGAGAACAACGAGGCUUUCCGGGAGGCCAACGGAGACAAGACGGAGGAACGCGAGUAUGUGGCCGACAACCGGCUAGCCAAGACCAACAACUCUUCCAGACCGGCGGAGAUGGUCGUGGUGACCCGGAACGACUUUGCCAACGACGGCGUGGUAGAGACGUCCGCGCUGAGCUCGGCCGAGAAGAAGACAAUCCGGGAGCGGCGCGACUUCAACUUCUUGGCUAACAUCCGCACGGCGAGCAUGCUGUUCGUGGUGGCCGUGGUGUUCAUCGUCAGUUUCCUCCCAGCGUGGCUGAUGGCCGUGCGCCUGAUCGGCUACCACGUGAUCGUCUUCUACUCUCACUUCUUCUACAAUGUGGUCAACCCGGUCAUCUACGCCUUCAUGAACCAGUCUUUCAGAAAAGAGCUGAAGCGAGUGUUUCAACGAGAGUGCCAUAAGCUAAGUUGCCAUAGAAACAGACCCAGUUACGAGCACGGAGUGUCAAGGACUGGAAUGACGGAGCUGAGUGUUUGUGAGUCCCCGGAUGAUAACUUCGCGGAGGGAUACAGAACCCGACUGAACACCGAAUGACUACUUAGCGGAGGGAUACAGGACCCCACCGAACACUGAAUGAGGCCGGCGAAGGGCCAAAAGGGACAGCCUAGCGGAUGCCAGACCCUCAUUUAGGAAUUGACUACAAAACUUUGGGAGGAAAAGAGGGGAGCGGGGUGGAGACGUUCAUGAGAAAGUGGGGGAGGAGUAGGUUGUGUCUGAGAGACCGUUUGUUUUAAUAACUUGUUCACCAUCUUGAAACCUUUUAAUAAGUCACUUUAAUCUGCCACUGUCUUUUAAUAAAUCCAAUUUGAACUGUAUUGUCAAUCUCUCUCUCUCUCUCUCUGCCUAGAGCUCUCCUUUUCUCUUUACUUUUGUAUGUAUAUAUUUUCUCUCUCUCUCUCCCUCUCUCUCUCUCUCUCUUUCUCUCUUUUGCUCUCUAACUUUCUAAGUUUAAUUUGUCUAAUGACAGGCUAGUGUGCAAAGUUGUGUUUUUUUAACACGGUUUAGAUAUGGUGAGAUAUGUGCGGAGAUAUGUCAUGAAAUAUGUCUGUAUAUGUGUCUGUGCUACUCUGUAGAUGUGUGUGGAAAUAUGUCUGGCGAUAUAUCUGUUAAUAUGUCUGGAGAUAGGUUAAGGGAUAUAUCUGGGGAGGUUAAGGGAUAAGUCUGGGGAUAUAUCUGUAGAUACGUCUGUUGUAGAUAUGUGUUGUGUCUAUUGAUAGGUCUGGAAAUCUGUUGAACUCACCAUGUCUCCACAUAGUUCCUGUAGCGUCAUAAAACCACGUGAUUAAACCCCCUGCAUACGUCAUUUCCGAUUUCCAAACUCCUCACGUACUCCUCGCAUACUACACACACACACUGUGUUUACGCCUCUGUGCCUACGUCAUACACUCAUGCCAAUAUUUUUUUUAUUUCUUUUAUUGUGUGUGUGUGUGUGACUUGUGUUUUCCUGUAUGUGGUACCCCUGAUACAGUUAUUCACCUUAGUGUCAUUUUGUCAACGUGUUCGUGUGGGCUUUACAACUAAGUCCAAUUGAAUCCAAUUUUUCAUGGAAUGAAUGGAUCAAAACGUAUAAAGGUCCAGAUGAGAUCAAUGUGGGCAGUGAAAUACAAGUACAUAGUGUUGUUGUUUUUAAUCAAUUCCUAUUUCAUGCUGGUCUAUCAAAUCAAAUAGUAUUUUCUUUCUUCGCCAUGGCAAGGCGUGUUCUCUCUGAAGCCGUGUUACGUAAAGUGUCGAAACAAAC